GUCAGGCAAACACAAGCACGCACACACCACUGGGAGACCAGAGCUUCUGGCUGGCUCUCUGCUGCCACAGCGCCACUGAGGGUGGGGGGAGCAGAGGCAGUCUCGCCUUGCCGGAGAUAAACCCAAGCUGAGAGGAGAGGCAGGUGGUUCAGGUGCGUCGCCUGGAUCAUGAGGUCAUCCCUCUGCUGGCUCCUCACACUUCUCCUCAUCUUGGCCUCAGCGGCCCAAGGCCAGCCAACAAGACGACCGAGACCCAGACCGAGACCCCGGCCCAGACCCAGACUCAGGCCCACACCCAGCUUUCCGCAGCCCGAUGAGCCAGCGGAGCCUACAGACCUGCCUCCCCCGCUGCCCCCAGGGCCCCCGUCGGUCUUUCCUGACUGUCCCCGGGAGUGCUACUGCCCCCCCGACUUCCCGUCCGCCCUCUACUGCGACAGCCGCAACCUCCGAAAGGUCCCUGUCAUCCCGUCCCGCAUCCAUUACCUCUAUCUCCAGAACAACUUCAUCACGGAGCUCCCGGUGGAGUCCUUCAAGAACGCCACGGGCCUGAGGUGGGUCAACCUGGACAACAACCGGAUUCGAAAGGUGGACCAGAGGGUGCUGGAGAAGCUCCCCAGCCUGGCGUUCCUCUACAUGGAGAAGAACCAGCUGGAAGAGGUGCCCGCAGCCCUGCCCCGGAACUUGGAGCAGCUGAGGCUGAGCCAGAACCAGAUCUCCAGGAUCCCGCCCGGGGUCUUCAGCAAGCUGGAGAACCUCCUGCUGCUGGACCUGCAGCACAACAAGCUGAGUGACGGCGUCUUCAAGCCCGACACCUUCCAGGGCCUCAAGAACCUCAUGCAGCUCAACCUGGCCCACAACACCUUGAGGAAGAUGCCCCCCAAGGUGCCCUCCGCCAUCCACCAGCUCUACCUGGACAGCAACAGAAUCGAGGCCAUCCCCAGCGGGUACUUCAAGGGCUUCCCCAACCUGGCCUUCAUCCGCCUCAACUACAACCUGCUCUCGGACCGGGGCCUCCCCAAGAACUCGUUCAACAUCUCCAACCUGCUGGUGUUGCACCUGUCACACAACAGGAUCAGCAGCGUGCCCGCCAUCAGCAACCGGCUGGAGCACCUGUACCUCAACAACAACAACAUCGAGAAAAUCAAUGGGACCCAAAUUUGCCCCAACAAUCUAGUCGCCUUCCAUGACUUCUCCUCGGAUCUGGAGCACGUGCCGCACCUCCGCUACCUUCGGCUGGAUGGGAACUACCUGAAGCCGCCCAUCCCGCUGGACCUCAUGAUGUGCUUCCGCCUGCUGCAGUCCGUGGUCAUCUAGGCCUCCUGCGCCCCUGGAGCUCCUCCGGCCACACUGAAUGUGGAGGCCCAGGCGCCCGUGCCCACAGUUUGCUCUGUCUCCUUUUCUUGCUCCCAGCUCUGCCCUCCUUAUCCCACCUUCCCGAGUCAGGGACAAGCCACAUACUCUGCUGUCACUGCAGCUUCUAGAACAAGAUUUCCAAAGGCUUGAUUUGGUCCACCCAGUUCAAAGACACCCACUGUGCACCCCAACUUCUGGUCCCAGAAGCACAGGUGUGUGUCUAAAGACAUCCCACUCUCUUCCCUCAUCACCCCUGGGUUAGCCUGGGCCAUGGACUGAAAUCUGGUUCUCGUCCUGGCCAAAGCAAGCAGAGCAUGGUCAGGGGCAGCCUAGACAUGAAGUUUGGAAAGUCCUUCUGGAAACUCCUCUAUUGUGGGCAGCUCUGACCCAAACAGACUGAGGAACUCAGGUCUCCUGGGUCAAGGAUCCCAUCUUCCAAAACUGCUGCUGCCGUGCCCCAUUCACGGGCACCAGAUGGGCACCUGCCCUCUGCCAGCCUGGAUUCUGGAAAGGAGGUGCAAGGGAACGGCUGAAGAAGGGCGCAGGCUCAGAGAGGGGCACAGGGACCCGCUGGUCCUUCAUAGGGUGAGACGGGCCCCUUCUCGGCACGCAGCCUCCUGGCUAAGCCUCUGUGCCAACAGUAACAGCAGGGAGGAGCAUUCCAGGAGGAGAGUGCCCCAAACACCCAGGAGCCAGCCAGUGGGAGAGGCUGGGGGUCAGAGCCCAGGAUGGCCCGGGUGGGUGUGGAUGGCUGCUUGGCCGCUGGACCAGAGGCCCAACACCUGAGGAGCAGCAACACGGGGAGGGUACAGAGCCAGAAACCCUGCCCUGCCAUGCGCUCUCUGCCCUCCCCUUGCUGGGGAGCGGCUCCUGAGAAACUGCUCGAGAAGGGGCGGAGAGCCAGAGAUCUCCCAGAGCCCUCUUCUGCUUGUGCAGCGGCCUCCCCUCUCAGCCAGGCACAGCACUGACAUCUGGUGGCUGAUACUGCCCACAGCUGGCCCCUGUGUCCUCCUCAUCUUUCUGGGGUGAUUUGCCAAGGUCAGGAGUUGGCCUCAAGUUCCCACUUGAAAAGCUGUGGGUGACACGCAUGGUCUCUGUCCUCUGGGGUCUAUCGGGCACGCAGGUAUAGAGGCACCAAGAUAGGGGGAUGUGGUUCCCAUAUGAGUGAACCCAAGAGGGAAACGUCAGGAACCCAGAAGAGAAUGUGGCUUGUUCCCCUCUGCCCUCUCACCUUGCGGGUCCCUUCUGCUCUCUGCUUUCAGGCGGUAGGCUAAGGAGGUGGCUACAGUGCCCUCCAGGGACCCUCUGGAGCUCACGUUCCCUAUGCAGCUCCACCCUCUAGACCAGCACGAGUCCUAAAUAUUAUCUCCUUCCUUUGCAAUAAUUUAUUCCCUGUAUAGACUGUCCUUCCCCCAAAGUUCUCACACACACUGCCCCCCAAUCUGGCACAGGGGAGCAGUGUGUGAAAGGCCUCUAAAGGAGCCCGAGUCCCCCAGAGCCGACUGACCUUCAUCUCCCCUUUCCUCCCUCUAGUGGGUGGAGAUGCCCCCCUACAGCCCCCAAGUGAAUGUUGGUGGGACUGGGCAGGGUGUGCCCUAGAGAUGAGUGGGACUCAGUGCCCACUCUCAAGUUAGGGUGAGAAAAGUUCCAGAGAUGUUUAAGAAACUGGAUUAAGCUAGCUCCCCAACUUCAAGAAAUCUCCAUUUUCUUCUAAUUUUCCUCUUUUGCUAAUUUACAGAAAACAGGCCCGUUUCAAGUUCCUCCCCAUGUUCCCAUUCAACUGCUUCAGUCUUUGCAGCUGCAGCUGGUUUUUCCAAAGCUCUUGCUUAAAGUCAAGAUAGACUGUAGCCAAGGUGCUACGGCUUGGAUAAGCCCCCUUGUGUAUCUUACUCCCACCUUGCACCGUCAGCCCCUCUGGUAAUGAGCACAGCGCCUAGGACUCCUCAGGGAGGAGGGGUCACUCCCCUGCUCCUGCAAACCUGAACUGUCUUCUUUCAACAGCAACAAAAUCACCAUCAUCCCAGUGCCCUGUCUAGAGUAUGCCGGCUUCCUCUAUAGCUCCCUGCAGCUGUAAACCAGAGGAAAUUGAGUUGGCCGCAUAGUUCCCCCCACCACAUACACAUAAUGCGCCGGUUUCCCCUGGAUUUAAGGAGGCCGCCUCCUCCAUGUACAACUUCAUUCUCUCAGUGCUGUUGGCAUAGGCACAUACAGGUGUGUAAGUAGGUGUGUACGCGUGCCCUGUACCUACAUCUAUCCUUUCUUGAAGAUCAUGACAACUUUGUGAAACAACUUUCCCAUUCCAUCAUGCUUCACAGCAGAGAAAAUAAAGU
Molecule: messenger RNA, 3683 nt
Organism: Budorcas taxicolor (takin)
Lineage: Eukaryota; Metazoa; Chordata; Mammalia; Artiodactyla; Bovidae
Gene: PRELP
Product: proline and arginine rich end leucine rich repeat protein
Exons: 3
Coding region: 169-1314 (381 amino acids)
Cellular component (GO): extracellular exosome
Molecular function (GO): protein binding; heparin binding
Source: RefSeq, a predicted model, not a curated record